CAAAUGAGAAACCCCUUGAACCAAAAUCUCAUCUUUGCCCUCACCGCCUCAAACCUUUCCCGCCAAAAUAAACCGUCAAUUUUUCAUCUCGUUGAACAGCUCCGGCACUGUAAAGAUUCCGGCUCCGCAGAGUCACUGCAUUCCGCCGCUAUAAAAUCCGGUUAUUUAUAUGACACCUUCACCACAAACCAUGUCAUCAACUGUUAUGUCAGGCUCCGAAGAAUCAACUUUGCAAGCCAACUGUUUGAUGAAAUGCCGGAACCAAACGUUGUGUCGUGGACCUCGCUCAUGGCUGGUUAUGUCGACACGGGUCAGCCUGGAAUGGCUCUCUGGCUCUUUGGGAAGAUGCCCGAGUGUUCGGUUAUUCCCAAUGAGUUCACAUUCGCGACUGUGAUUAAUGCGUGUUCGAUCCUUGCUCAUCUCAGAACUGGGAAGGAAGUUCAUGGGCUUGUUGAAGUUUUGGGUUUUCAAUCUAACCUUGUUGUUUGCUCUUCGCUGGUUGAUAUGUACGGGAAGUGCAAUGAUGUCGAUAGUGCUCAACGGGUUUUUGAUUCGAUGAGUUGUAGGAAUGUUGUUUCAUGGACUUCAAUUGUUUGUGCUUAUGCACAAAACGCGCAGGGGCAGGAAGCGCUUCAACUUUUUCGAGAAUUUAUUCAUUUGACGUCAGAGCGCCCAAAUCAUUUUAUGUUGGCUAGUGUUGUCAAUGCUUGUGCAAGCUUGGGUAGAUUAGCUUCUGGGAAAGUUGCACAUGGAUCAGUAAUUCGGGGUAGCCAUGAUUCGAAUGAUGUGAUUGCAAGUGCACUGGUGGACAUGUAUGCUAAAUGUGGGUGUGUUGAAUAUUCUGAUAAGGUUUUCCGGAGGAUUCGGAAUCCUACUGUAAUACCCUACACUUCAAUGAUUGUGGCUGCAGCAAAGUACGGACUUGGGAGAAUGUCUCUUCAACUCUUUCAACAAAUGAUCGAUAGAGGAAUAAAACCGAACGAUGUCACCUUUGUUGGGGUCUUGCAUGCUUGUAGCCAUUCAGGGCUAGUAGAUGAAGGCCUCCAACACUUGGAAUCUAUGUUUGAGAAGCAUGGAAUAUUACCGAAUGCAAAGCAUCAUACGUGCGUCGUUGAUAUGCUUGGUAGAACUGGCCGGCUCAACGAGGCCUACGAACUAGCCAAAUCUAUCCCAACAGAACCAAACCAAGAGGCCUUGUUGUGGGGCACACUUCUUUCGGCGAGUAGGCUUCACGGAAGGGUAGACAUCGCUGUUGAAGCUAGCAGACGGCUAAUAGACUCUAAUCAACAAGUAGCGGGUGCAUACGUCACAUUAUCAAAUGCUUACGCAUUGAACGGAGAGUGGGAGAGCUCUCAUGAUCUUAGGUCAGAAAUGAGGCGUACAGGAGUGCAAAAAGAACCCGGAUGCAGCUGGGUUGAGGUCAAGGACUCAACUUAUGUAUUCUAUGCCGGAGAUGUGUCAUCCUGUGCGCGAGGGAGCGAGGUGGUGGCUUUGUUGAGGGAUUUGGAAGGGAAAAUGAAACAAAGAGGGUAUGUAGGAGGGAGUUUGGGACUGGUCUUUGUGGAUGUGGAGGAGGAGGCCAAGGAGGAAACUGUAGGUUUGCACAGUGAGAGAUUAGCGUUGGGAUUUGCGUUGAUAAGCAUACCGAAGGGAGUGAUCAUAAGAAUAAUGAAGAACUUGAGAAUGUGUAGGGAUUGUCAUGAAGCUUUCAAGUUAAUUAGUGAGAUUGUCGAGAGGGAAUUUGUUGUUAGAGAUGUUAAUAGAUUUCAUCACUUCAAAAGUGGCUCUUGCACUUGUACGGAUUUUUGGUAAUUAGUAUCCAGUUUGUGUUUAUAUCCUUAAUAAUUACGGAUAUUUAAUAUUGAUCCCCG
This is a messenger RNA of Pyrus x bretschneideri (Chinese white pear), 1871 nucleotides long. Its product is annotated as pentatricopeptide repeat-containing protein At4g15720. Gene Ontology annotation, biological process: RNA modification. The transcript has a single exon. NCBI's taxonomy places the organism in Eukaryota, Viridiplantae, Streptophyta, Magnoliopsida, Rosales, Rosaceae. Gene Ontology annotation, molecular function: RNA binding; protein binding; zinc ion binding. The record is from RefSeq and is a predicted model, not a curated record. The coding region runs from base 4 to 1812 and encodes 602 amino acids.